UCAAUAUGGCGUCUGCUUCUGCUCAGCUUGACUGGGUUCCCGAUUCCUUGUACAAUACAGCUGUGUCUGCCACCGUCGCUUCAUACUAUAGACACAGGAGAGAUGUCAAGACUUUACCCGAAAGUGUCCAAUUCGAUGUUUAUUACAAGUUGUAUAAUCAAGGAAGAUUGUGUCAACUUGGAAUGGAAUUUUCAGAAUUGGAUACUUUCCUGAAGGUUUUAAAUGUUAAUGACAAAAGACACCUUCUUCACCACUGUUUCCAAGCAUUAAUGGACCAUGGUGUAAGGGUUUCCAAUAUAUUAGCAGAUGCAUUUUCUGGUCAGUUCUCUACAGGAACUUGCAAUGAUGAGUCCUCAAAAGAAAAGGCCAUUCAGCUAGGACUAUCUCUAGGUGGAUUUUUAGGAGAUGCAGGAUGGUUUUCUGCUGCUGAGAGGGUCUACAGGGUCUGUUUAGAUCUAGCACAAACAGAAAACUCAAUAUCUAGUCAGUGUAGAGCAUUAGAAUGUUGUGUUAAAUUAUUGCAUGUACAGAAUGCUAACUGUAAAUACACAGAGGCCAAUAGUACUAGUCACCAAGCCUCCCAGAUCUUACAGAAGGUCACCAGUCAGGGGGUCAAGGUCAAUACUGCAGCUUAUUAUACAGAAUGUUGUGCUUUAUUAUUUGCUGAAAGUCAGUAUAAUGAGGCAAUGAAAUUCUGCCGGCUAGCUGUCCAUGAAUUGUCACCAGUUCUUCCAUGUAAAACCCUAGUCAGUGUAUUGAGACAAUGUUCAAAGGCUUGUGUUGUGAAACGGGAAUUCAUUAGAGCAGAAACAUUGAUAAAGCAUGCAGUGCUUUUUGCUAGAGAGAAGUUUGGUAUUCGCCAUCCCACAUAUGCUGAUGCCUUACUUGAUUAUGGUUUCUAUUUAUUAAAUGUAGAUUCUAUUACAUCUGCUGUCAAAGUUUACCAGAUUGCAUUAGACAUUAGAAUGUUGGUAUUUGGAGGGAAGAACCUGUUUGUAGCUGUAGCACAUGAAGAUUUAGCCUACUCAUCAUAUGUUGCAGAAUACAGUUCAGGAAAAUUUCGAGAUGCAAGGGAGCAUGCUGAGAUGGCUAUUGACAUCUUAGGAUUAAUUUUACCUGACGAUCACUUGCUGCUUUCAUCAUCAAAAAGGGUCAAAGCUUUAAUCUUAGAAGAAAUAGCAAUAGACAGCCAUGAUAAAGAAGAUGAAGACAGAUACUUACAGGAAGCACAGGACUUACAUUUACAGUCCCUCGCUCUUGCCAAGAAAGCAUUUGGUGAAAAUAAUGUUCAAACUGCUAAACAUUAUGGUAACUUAGGUAGACUGUAUCAGUCUAUGAGAAGGUAUACGGAAGCAGAAGAAAUGCAUUUAAAAGCAAUAGAGAUAAAAGAGAGAAUUUUAGGUUCUGAUGAUUAUGAAGUAGCAUUAUCCAUAGGACAUUUAGCCUCAUUAUAUAACUAUGAUAUGGAGAAGUAUGAUGAAGCUGAGAAACUUUAUCUAAGAUCCAUAGCUAUAGGUAAACAUCUAUUUGGAGAUGGUUACAGUGGAUUAGAAUAUGAUUACAGAGGACUGUUAAGACUGUAUAGAACAAUAAAAAAUUACGCCAUGGCUGAACAUUAUCAUAAUGUCUUACAACAAUGGAACCAGAUCAGAGAUAGAACAAACCAGGCAGAAGUUGAACCGCUAGAAUUUACUCCACAAUUGACAUUAGCAGAACUCGUACAAACAGUAUUUGGAGAAGUAUCUUGAAAAUUAACAAAUGUGUAAUUCAACUGGUCUGGAUAGUGUUUGUAAAAGAAGAGUUAUAAAAGAAAACCUGAAGCCUCAUUUUCAAGUUGGCGGAAGUUUGAUUAUGAAGGAAUUAUAAUUGUAUUGGUCAAAGUGAAGUAAUCAUGAAUAUUUAUGAGAACUGUUUUAUGAAAAUGUUGAUGUCUCAGCUUGCUGCUUUAUGUUUAAUUAUGAGUGAUCAUGUGUCUAUACAGUUUGACUGUAUUGUUGUACAAUUUGACACUUUGACUGUACUGUUGUGCAGGUCGACUGUACUAUUAUACAGUUUGAAUGUACUGUUGUACAGUUUAAUAGUUUGACGGUACUGUUGUGCAGAUCGACUGUACUGUUAUACAGUUUGAAUGUAUUGUUUGAUAGUUUGACUGUACUGUUGUGCAGGUUGACUGUACUGUUGUACAGUUUGACUGUACUGUUUUACAAAUGAUUUAGAACAGAAUUAUCAAUUGCUAUUGUGAAUAGCAAUGCUAUUAACUUUCAAGAAAUAAUGUUAUUGAAUUUGCCAAAACAGUAUAAGUUGGUAAAUAACUUGUUGUUUUUAUGUUUUGUGAUCCUUGAGCUUGUUGAUUGUGAUACCAUGGUUAUAGGAGAGUGCUUUCAAUGUUUGUUAGUGGCUGUGAAGAGACAGUCUUAUUUAUUUUGAUUUAUUUUGUGAUUUUUAUAAUACUGGUGAUAUAUAUAUAUAUAUAUAUAUAUAUAGAUAUGUACUGUUAUAAAGUGCUGAUAGUAUUGUUUGCUACAUUUUAAUGUGAUGAAGUACUGUAAAUUCAGAAAUUAUGGUGAGGUUUUUAUGUAUGCAAAUAUUGCCACUGAUCACAAUAAUAACAACCCAGAUUAUGUUAUCUGAUGCAUAUAUCUGUUGACAGAUUUUCCAGAAAUUGCAAUAAUUAUUUCACAUUUUUGUCUAUUCUUCAAAAAUAGCAAAAGUAUAUGCACACAAUAAUUUAUGAAUUUACAGUUUACUGAAAUACUCAAUAGUAAAAACAUAGAACUGUUAAAAAUCUUUGAAUUA
Messenger RNA from Mytilus californianus (California mussel), 2796 nucleotides. RefSeq names its product amyloid protein-binding protein 2-like. Gene Ontology annotation, molecular function: protein binding. Bases 6 to 1748 code for a protein of 580 amino acids. NCBI's taxonomy places the organism in Eukaryota, Metazoa, Mollusca, Bivalvia, Mytilida, Mytilidae. The transcript has 13 exons. Gene Ontology annotation, biological process: intracellular protein transport. The record is from RefSeq and is a predicted model, not a curated record.